AUGGCCGCACACUUGAAAGGAAAACAUACGGAUUCUAUUGGCAAUCCCGACAAGACAUUUCUCGACCGAACGAAAACUACUACGAAAGAGACUAGUCACAUCAAUCGCGAACAAAAAUACAGUAAUGAAGAGCUUGCUGCUCUUGACCAAGGAUGGGGCGAUAUUCUCAAGAGCUUUAACCGGCAAUUCCGGGGCGUCAAUGUCGUCGUGUCCACACACUACAAUCAACGUACUAUCUAA
Messenger RNA from Penicillium hordei, 240 nucleotides. RefSeq lists its product as uncharacterized. The transcript has a single exon. Lineage: Eukaryota; Fungi; Ascomycota; Eurotiomycetes; Eurotiales; Aspergillaceae. Bases 1 to 240 code for a protein of 79 amino acids. The record is from RefSeq and is a predicted model, not a curated record.